This is a messenger RNA of Protopolystoma xenopodis, 387 nucleotides long. The record is from the annotation of a GenBank genome assembly. Lineage: Eukaryota; Metazoa; Platyhelminthes; Monogenea; Polystomatidea; Polystomatidae.
CUGGAUUGUUGUAUAUAUCGUUAUUACAAUCAAGAACUUAUUCCCGGGGAACGUCUUGAGCAACCGCUACCUCCAUUAACUCCUCCCACUGAAUUUUAUACUCAAAUCGUUAAAGCAAUUCAAUCCUUCGAGCCCGUGGAAUUUGGAAGAUUAAGCUGUGCUCCAGGAGAUCGGUUUUUAAUGGUAAACGAUCAACUAAAUAGCGAAUGGAUGCUUGUGACCUCUCUUAAGACGAGACAUUCCGGUUUUCUCCCUGUUCGCUGCUUGAAGAAUAAAUUUAAUCCACACUAUUUAUGUGCAGACAUAAGAACUACUUUGGGAAACAUUUCCUUUACUGUGUUGGCUGAUAGUUGUGCCUUGGUACACCAAACAAUGAAGCAACGAUGA